UAGGCUAGGCGGGCGCCCGUGUGGCCACUGCGCAUGCGAGCCCCGCCGCGGGGCCGGGUGGGCGGGGGAGAGGGCAGCGCGGAGCCGGACCCCGCCCCUCCGCGGCUCCACGCGUGACGUCGUGGGGGGCGCCGGCCUCCCCCCGGCCCCGAGUGAAAUGCCUGGACGGGAGACAGGGCAGGGGCUGAGCAUUUGUGACACCUGCAUUUCCGUGGCUCCCUCCUUCUCCCCGCACCCCAUACAUUUAACUCCUCGACUUCCAGAUGUUCCUUUUCAUCAGGCUGUCGCUUCUUGCGCUUCUUGCGCGGAACAGAGUACUUUACUUGGAAGCAGGAGACAGGAGCAGGCUCUCCGUGGAGGCCCAUACCCCUCUGCUCCCCAUGGGCAGCUGCCAGGCAGGGCACAACUUGCAUCUCUUUCUGGCCCACCACCCACCUCUGGUCUGUGCCACUUUGAUCCUGCUGCUUCUUGGCCUCUCAGGUCUGAGCCUUGGUGGCUUUCUCCUUACCCACAGGACUGGCCUGCGCAGCCCUGACAUCCCUCAGGACUGGGUGUCCUUUUUGAGAUCUUUUGGCCAGCUGACCCUGUGCCCCAUGAAUGGGACAGUCUCAGGGAAGUGGCCAGGGUCUCACGUCGUGGGCUUACUGACCACCUUGAACUUCGGAGAUGGUCCAGACAAGAACAAGACUCAGACAUUCCAAGCCAAGAUUCCGGGUAGUCAGAUAGGAUUGAAAGGACCUUCUGCAGGAGAGCUGAUCCUCAUCACAGCCAGAGUGACCACAGAAAGGACUCCAGGAACCUGUCUAUAUUUUAGUACUGUUCCAGGAAUCCUGCCCUCCAGCCAGCCACCCAUAUCCUGCUCAGAAGAGGGAGCAGGAAAUUCCACCCUGACUCCUAAGAUGGGUGAGGAGUGUGUCAGAGUCUGGAGCCACGAAGGCCUUGUGCUCACCAAGCUGCUUACCUCAGAAGAGCUGGCCCUGUGUGGCUCCAGGCUGCUGGUCUUGGGCUCUUUCCUGCUUCUCUUCUGUGGCCUUCUCUGCUAUGUCAGUGCUGUGUGCUUCCACCCGCGCCGGGAGUCCCACUGGUCUAGAGCCCGGCUCUGAGGGCACUGGCCUAGUUCCUGCCUUGUUCUCAGGUGUGAAUCAACUUCUCGGGCCUUGAUUCAGAGUCAGAAGAGACCUUACAAACAGUGAAGAGCUAGAAUUUGGGAGAAAAUAAAAGGCUUAAAAAUUCUUUCUUUUGUCCAAUGUGACCUAACGUGUUUAUUGGGGAUUGG
Molecule: messenger RNA, 1276 nt
Organism: Sciurus carolinensis (gray squirrel)
Lineage: Eukaryota; Metazoa; Chordata; Mammalia; Rodentia; Sciuridae
Gene: Tmem219
Product: transmembrane protein 219
Exons: 7
Coding region: 264-1103 (279 amino acids)
Source: RefSeq, a predicted model, not a curated record